GCCCAGUUUUUUCAUUUUAUGGCAUAUAAUAAUAUUUUGCCAUUAUUGUCUGUGAACGUCUACAAAGUCCACAGCAAUGUCCACGUCAAAGAGCUACAAUCUUGAUCGAAUCCACCAUCACUUGCAGCUUUCGCAAUGGCCACCUCAUCGGUGAAAGAAGUUCCCCCCCCGACUUUGAAUUCCAACUCCGAGCCACCUCCUGUCUUUGAUGGCACUACCAGGUUGUACAUCGCUUACAUAUGCCCAUUCGCACAGCGUGCGUGGAUUGCUAGAAACUACAAGGGGUUGCAAGACAAGAUCAAGUUGGUUGCCAUUGACCUUCAAGACAGGCCAGCUUGGUACAAAGAGAAAGUUUACCCUGCUAAUAAGGUGCCUGCACUGGAACACAACAAUCAAGUCCUUGGCGAGAGCCUUGAUGUAGUCAAAUAUAUAGACAGCAACUUUGAAGGGCCUGCGCUUUUACCUGAUGAUCCAGUCAAGUGUGAGUUUGCUGAAGAGUUGUUGUCCUACACUGACACAAUGGUUGGCACAGUAUUUUCUUCAUUCAAAGGAGAUCCAACAAAAGAAGCUGUUAGCACUUUUGAUUUCCUGGAAAAUGCUCUUCAUAAAUUUGAUGAUGGACCUUUCUUCCUUGGUGAAUUCAGUCUGGUGGAUAUUGCUUAUGUGACAUUUAUCGAAAGGUUUUAUCUCUUUUUAAAAGAUGCAUGGAACUAUGAUCUCACAUCAGGCAGGCCUAAACUAGCAUCAUGGUUUGAGGAGAUGAACAAGAUCGAUGCUUAUACUCAGACAAAGUACGAUCCCCAAAAGCUUGUCGAGUACUUCAAGGGCAACUUUUUGCCUCAGAAGUGAAUAUGGCAACUAGCUUGAUGCCCCAAAACCCAAUACUGAAAGGUUUCUGCCGCCGAGUUCUAGCUUUACCAGCAGAUAUGGAUGUGUCAAUGUCGAGUAUCACAAAUAAAUAGCUCUUGUAAUAAGAUGAGCACUCCUGAGUGAUUGAUUAUGUGGUGUUGUGAACUAUUAUGUAUUUCAAUUUGAUACCCUUUUUGUCAUUUUCAAGAAAGAAAGAUGAUUUCAAGCCGAAUGACUAUCUUUCUGUGA
Diospyros lotus (date-plum) is the source of this 1098-nucleotide messenger RNA. RefSeq names its product protein IN2-1 homolog B-like. Bases 136 to 849 code for a protein of 237 amino acids. The record is from RefSeq and is a predicted model, not a curated record. The transcript is spliced from 10 exons. NCBI's taxonomy places the organism in Eukaryota, Viridiplantae, Streptophyta, Magnoliopsida, Ericales, Ebenaceae. Gene Ontology annotation, molecular function: glutathione transferase activity.